Melopsittacus undulatus (budgerigar) is the source of this 10453-nucleotide messenger RNA. It is a transcript of the gene RORA, whose product is annotated as RAR related orphan receptor A. The record is from RefSeq and is a predicted model, not a curated record. Lineage: Eukaryota; Metazoa; Chordata; Aves; Psittaciformes; Psittaculidae. Gene Ontology annotation, molecular function: nuclear receptor activity; oxysterol binding; RNA polymerase II cis-regulatory region sequence-specific DNA binding. Gene Ontology annotation, cellular component: nucleus. The transcript has 10 exons. Bases 118 to 1524 code for a protein of 468 amino acids. Gene Ontology annotation, biological process: negative regulation of inflammatory response; regulation of transcription by RNA polymerase II.
GCGGCGGCUGCUGCUGAGGCGGUGGCGGUGCUUCACGCCGAGGGCCCGGACCGCCUCCCCUCCCGCCUCCCUGCCCGCCACGCUCCGCUCUGCUCCCCGCCGCUUCGCCCCUGACAAAUGAUGUGUUUUGUGCUCGCCGCGAUGAAAGCUCAAAUUGAAAUUAUUCCAUGCAAGAUCUGUGGAGACAAAUCAUCAGGAAUCCAUUAUGGUGUCAUUACAUGUGAAGGCUGCAAGGGCUUUUUCAGGAGGAGUCAGCAGAGCAAUGCCACCUACUCCUGUCCCCGGCAGAAGAACUGUCUGAUCGACCGGACCAGUCGAAACCGCUGCCAGCACUGUCGGCUACAGAAAUGCCUUGCUGUGGGGAUGUCUCGGGAUGCUGUCAAGUUUGGUCGAAUGUCAAAGAAGCAGAGGGACAGCCUGUAUGCGGAGGUGCAGAAGCAUCGAAUGCAGCAGCAGCAGCGAGAUCACCAGCAGCAACCAGGAGAGGCAGAACCACUAACACCAACAUACAAUAUCACCACCAAUGGGUUAACAGAGCUACAUGAUGACCUCAGUAAUUACAUUGAUGGGCAUACCCCUGAAGGUAGCAAAGCAGACUCUGCAGUUAGCAGCUUCUACUUAGACAUACAGCCUUCUCCAGAUCAGUCGGGUCUUGAUAUUAAUGGAAUCAAACCAGAACCAAUAUGUGACUACACACCAGCAUCGGGCUUCUUCCCGUAUUGUUCUUUUACAAAUGGGGAGACCUCUCCAACUGUGUCCAUGGCAGAAUUAGAACACCUUGCACAGAACAUUUCCAAGUCGCACAUGGAAACGUGCCAGUACUUGAGAGAGGAGCUGCAGCAGAUAACAUGGCAGACCUUCCUGCAGGAAGAGAUCGAGAACUACCAGAACAAGCAAAGGGAGGUAAUGUGGCAGUUAUGCGCAGUCAAAAUAACAGAAGCUAUACAGUAUGUAGUGGAAUUUGCCAAACGCAUUGAUGGCUUUAUGGAACUGUGUCAAAACGAUCAAAUUGUGCUUUUAAAAGCAGGGUCUUUAGAGGUUGUGUUCAUCAGAAUGUGCCGUGCCUUUGACUCCCAGAACAACACAGUCUACUUUGAUGGCAAGUAUGCUAGCCCAGAGGUUUUCAAGUCCUUAGGUUGCGAAGACUUCAUUAGCUUUGUGUUUGAAUUUGGAAAAAGUUUAUGUUCUAUGCACCUGACAGAAGAUGAGAUAGCCUUGUUCUCUGCGUUCGUUUUAAUGUCGGCAGAUCGCUCGUGGCUUCAGGAGAAAGUAAAGAUUGAAAAACUCCAACAGAAGAUCCAGCUAGCGCUUCAGCACGUCCUACAGAAGAACCACCGAGAAGAUGGAAUCCUAACAAAGUUAAUAUGCAAAGUGUCUACUUUAAGAGCACUGUGUGGACGACAUACAGAAAAGCUUAUGGCAUUUAAAGCAAUAUACCCAGACAUUGUACGACUUCAUUUUCCUCCACUUUACAAGGAGUUGUUCACUUCAGAAUUUGAGCCAGCGAUGCAAAUUGAUGGGUAAACGUAUCACCUAAGCACUUCUAGAAUGUCUGAAGUACAAACAGUAAGACAAAAGAAAGGAAAAAAAUUAAAAAUUAAAAAAAAAAAAGGAAAGAAAGAAAACCAAGACACUUUAUGUGGCCCUGCACAGACCUAGGGAGCCAACACACUGCACAUCUCUUGGCGGUCGGGGUCAGGCGAAGGAUGGGAAACAAUGAAACAAAGUUGAACUUGUUUUUCUCAUGCAUAUGAUUUCCAUUAUGCCUACAAAUAUGGACCCUUUUUCUGUCUCAGCUUCUCAAUUCUUGACCUCUGUUUACAUAGACUGAGGGUACUCAUGUCAGAAGGUUGUUUUCUCCUGUAGUUCACUGCCCAGACUUUUGACAGAACAAUCAAUUAGUUGGUCAAAACAGAGAGUCCACCUAGUAAUCAGCGACUUGUGUGCAUUGCAGAGAUUUUAGCAUCAGUUUGCACAACUUGCUUAUUGUUUCAUGAAGGACGAUUUUUUUCACCUACCACUGUUUGCCAGUAGACAGAACGGCAUGAAAAGGGUCCAUAGCAAUAGCAACAAUAGCAUUAUAAUAUAUUACAGGGUAAAUGGGCAUGAAGACUAUAUAUAGCAAAAGAGAUAUUGUUUAUAUAUUGUUUUAAUUAAUAUAAAAUGUAGUUACUGGUAUAGCUUUUCUUGUUGAAUUGAUAAGGCACUUUCAUUUUGCACCUUUUUCUUUAAAUUAAAUGCUAGCGUGUUCCUUGUUGUGUUGCAUGUGCACCAGAAAUUCAAGUUUAACUGAAAAAGGUUUGGCAGGUACUAGUACGUAUACGUUGGGAGGUAUUUAUGCUGCUGUUUUCCAUGUUACUCUUAAAGAGAGGCUGGUCAUAUCCUGAAACGGUUAUAGAAAUGUUUCUUUUAAUAGUUCAAAAUAAUGACAAUUUUCUGAAUUAAAAUCAGCUUUUCAGCUGCUAAAUUCAAGGUACUUUUAUUUUCAGAUCUUUCAAACCUGAAUGUUUAAAAUGACACCUAAAUUCCAAGUUAGGUGCACAAGUCAAACGCCUCAUUUUCAAAGGUGCUGAGCUUCCGUGCUCAAAGUGAAAGUAAUUACAGAACAGCUACAAACCAGUAAUGUACACCCUUGGAAAUCAGGCUAUUUGAAGUGUAUUUCUGCCCGAUAUCAAUCCAGGUUUGAAGGUAGUUACUCAAGUCUGUAUCUACAGUAAAAGUUAUGACAUGUAUGUAGAAAAGUAAUUUUUAUAUAUAAUUUUACAUACCUUGUACUCCAUAUUGUAAACAAUGCAUUCAAACUCCACACUCCAGCUUAUCAAAAUCCGCAGAAGUCAAAAUUCAUAGUCUUUGACUUCAGUGAGGUGAGACACUGACCCCUGUUCUUCUAGCUCUCAGCAGUGCAGUUUCAGGCAGCUGACCAGAGAAGUCCAUUGGUCUCCUUAUUUAAAAUAUGCACUUUAAAGUUUAUCAGAUGAGGACAGACUAACAAAGUGAAGGCACACGGUUUGGUUGUACUCUGUGUAAUGCCAAGAAAUUGUUGAUGUUAUAGAUCUGCAUUCUGGAAUUCUGGAAUUUUGGUUCCCAUAUUUUAUAACCAACUAAUAAGCUGAAUCUUGCAGUCUUUAUCAGUUCUUAUUAUUGCCAAUUAUCCUUCCCUUUAGGAAGAAUACUCCCUCCAAGCAGAUGUGGCAAGUAAACCUAGUUCUGAAGGCAGAUUCACAGUAACUGACAUCACAAAAUACACUGGGACUGGCUGAGCCAGAGGUGUGUUGUUGGUUUGGAUGAGAUAGAUAUGUAACUGGAUGCCUUAGAAGUCGAUGCAAAUUAAGUUCUUGAUGAAGUAUGUAAGAAAAAAAACAAAACAGGAACUUUAAAAAACCAGUAAGGAACAAGACAGAAUGUGCCCAAUGGGUUUGAUUUCUUACCUUUAGUAUACUUGCUAAGUAACAGAAGUGAACAAGAACCACUCUGAAGCCCAUUUUUGAAAGGAGGAUUAGGUCAGUGGGUUACUAUAAACAGAACAGAGGUUUACUCUAUGAUUUGAACAUGCUUCCUAUGAGAUCCAAUUGAGGCAUUUAGCCAUCAUGCCUAUUAAAAAUGUCACAGUCUGCCACAUCAGGGAACCUUACAGCUAAUGCUCACCUCUGCAGUUUGGAAGGAGGGGAGAUGAGCAGCCCAUAUUUCCCCUUCAAAGCAGUAUGCCUCUGUAGUGUGGGAGGGGAAUACCUGCACCUCCAGGAGCACUGGGAUGCCACAGCGGUAGCUCACAGCCAGCACAGCCACCCCCCCAGUCCCUCCGAAACCCUGGUCCUAGAAGCAUUGUUUACUUUACUGGAGUAACUGUCAUGAUACAGUACUUGAAUUCUAACAUGUGUUCCUGUUUUUAAAGAUACCCUUUUAACUAACAAAUAUUUUCUGAAUGUGACCAGCCUUAGGUGCUAGUCCUGUAAAGAUCAACUAAACUUAAUUGCAGUGUCAACUAAUAAUGAAGUAAGACCUAUAUUGUAGAGAGCAAGAUACAACUCCUACUUCUCACAAUAAGUAGACUAUCAGGCAAAAUAUCUGGGGAUUAAUUUUCAGUCGCAUCCUUUUCUUACCUUUUCCUACUUUGCCAGGCAGCUAGGUGCCAGUGGUUUUGUUUGGUAUCUAGUUCAGCAUAUUUACACCUGUAAGUCAUUGACAACACAGAUUUUCUUGAGCACUUACUAAUAAACACCAUGACCAUAAGAAAGGCUCGAUAGGGCCUUAGCUGAAAGCCUUUUGCAUCUGAAAGCAGCUUAUGACUUGUUGUGCUGUCACUUUUGUCCGUGGGAGCUCCUGUGUACUGGCAAGGCGUUAAAUCAGGCUGUGCAUACACCCCCCAGGUAACUCUGCUUUCCUGCUGCUGCCAACCGUCAUAGUUGGGGCCAGUGGAUAUUCACAUGAGUGUUUCCAUAGUCUGCACAGCUCACUACAAACAAAAACAUGAGGACAGCUGAAGAUAAAGGAGUCAUCUAUUAUUUUUUGAAUGAUCUGUUCCUAAAAGUGAAAAAGAGAUUUUCAUUGGGUGCUACAUCUAUCCACAGAGCUGUUUUCUGGCUUUCUAGGACUGCACUAUGCUGUCCUUUGAACCACCCUUAUGUAUUCCAACAUCUCCAGCAUCGUUUAACGUUUUAGAAACAGUGGGAUUAGGUGAAAAGGGAGGCUGGUUUUAAGUUUGGUUGUUCUUUAUUAAAGCUUACCUGUCUUAGUGUGGAUACCAAGAUAUCUGUGUGUGUAUGUGCACCUGUGUGUGUGUGUGUGUGUGAGUACCUCUGUGUGCGCACGUGGAUGGAUGUGUGGUACGGGUGAGUGCCUGCUUCUAGGCUGUUAUGUGUCAAUGGAAUAAAGAAAAUGUAUUAAAAAUACUUAAGUCAAAAAUAGAAGGUGGAAAAAAGAUUUAUUCUAUACAAAGCCUUGUCUGGACCACUUUAGAGAGACUUCUAUUUUUUUAACCCUUCUAUAAAUGUUUGAUGGCACUUGAAAUAUUCCUGCAAUAAAAUGUGAUUUGUGUAAACAAGAAAAAAUUUUGUAAUGUGAAACAAUGAAAGAAAGUAAUGUAAUUUUUCUAAAAAACAAAAAAAAACCACAAACGAACGAACUUUGUAUUAUUUUCUUGAUGGAAUUUGUCUAUUUGUCUUUGAAAAACUUUUUAUUUCAUUGAAUGUGCCAUAGUAGAGGUGUGUUUUUCUUUCUUUUUUUGUUUUCUCGUUGUUUUUACAUUCUAGCCUAAAGGAAUAGCUGUGUUCCGACAUUCCAAAAUGCAAGCUGACAUAGCAGUCACGAUUAAACGGUUUGAUUAGUAAGCUUCAAUCAUUGUUGCUUUUUUUGCACAUGUUCUUCAUUCCUCUACAGUGCAAUAUGUACAUAGAGCACUUGCGGGUGUAACCUUGAUCCCUCAGGGAAAAAUACAUAUUUGUACAGGAUUUUUCUUUUUUUUUUUUUUCCUUUUUUUUUCCUAAGGAAUGUCGACUGAAUCACUUGUCUGUUGUUGAGGGGCAGCCAGAUAAUAAUCCUAAACCACUGUCACAAAACGUUGUUUAAAAUUUGUGCCCUUUUAUUAUUUAAAAAAAAAGAGAAAUAAAAGCUAUUUUCUGACAGUUCUUUGUGCUGAUUGGUGACAAAGGGUAAAUAGCUAAGCACCUUAUGAUUGACUUAACUGUGAAUGACAAUCCAUCUCGCUAUCAACAACAGAAAGCCCUAUCAUUUUGGAGCUGGGGUUAAAAGUCAGAAACUAAUGUGCUCAGGGAUCUUCUAAAGCUCUUCAACAGGGUGGCCAGUACUACUGGUGGAACAAAUUACGUGUUAAAAAAUACUGGUAUUUUUUCCCUUCUCCCUCCCCCCAGGCACAAGAGAACUGGAUAUUUUUCUUUUCUUUUUAACUAACUGCUCUAUGCGUGCCUCAUUCCCUUACUCAGUUUUGCAGCAGAGCUGGUCCUAGGUCUGUUUUGUUCAAAACAAAAGUACUCCAAACAGCGCAAAGGUUUUGUAGUUAUAUUUUAGAAAACAAAUUAAUGCUGACCCUUAUAUGCAUGACUGAAAUUAAUUUCAGUACCCUCAAGACAUUUUUAUAAUGAUAGGACUGUUUUCCCAGAUGAAUUUCAGUGUUUUGGAGUAGAAAAUGAGGUUUCAGUAUUUAAAUUAUUGUCAAAGAAAACAAAUCAUUUUAUGAUAGUGCAGUAAGAAUGCAAAGGGGAUGAUGAGGUUUUAGCAAUGAAGUCACAUAAAAGGGAACCUAGAUCUGCAGGAAUAAAAGAACAGCACUGCAGACACUGUCUGUCAGUGUUACAUAUGAUUCAUGGUAAAGCAAAAAAAACUGACUGUAAAGAAACACUGAGGCUGAAGACAUUUUCACACCUAGUGCAUCAAAUACAGCAAUGCCAAGUGAUGAAAAUGGCAUAAAAACCAGCAAUGUCUAGGAAGUCUCCAAGUGCCAAAUUGUAGGAUUUGGGAAGCCUGUCCCAGUUAGCCUUGGUUUAUGGCUUCAUAUGUUUUGAAAAUGCAAGUAGAAAAGUGAAUAAGCAAAAGCAGAUUUCCAGACUUUUGUUAGAUUGGGAAGAGAGUGAAUUUUUCAUCAAGCCUCUCUGCUUGCAAAAAGCAUCAGUCCUCCAGUUUCUUAAGUUAUUGAGGGUUUUUUUCACUGGAUAUACGGCUUCCAGUUGUUUACUUUAGGUUGCUUAAUAGAUAGGGAAUUUUUUCUUACAGCUUUACAAGCUGACAGUCAAGUUUAGCUUGGCUUGGCCUUCCGAGGCAGACAACUGCUUAGCAAACAUGACCUCUUGGAUCAGCGGGUGUUCUGGCAGCUUCAGCAGAAAAUUCCUACUGCUGAUUCACAGUCGAACCUCUUCUUUACAUACCUGUGUAUCAAUUAAACAGACUGUUAGUAUGUACAAUCUAUGAGAGGUUUUAACUAUGUAGUGGGGUGAUCAGUUUUUUGGGAUUGGCACAGACAUUCCCCAAUCUAUACUUGAUGAACAAAACUGGUUGCCCAGUAUAAGCUGUGCAAACAACAUAGUCGAUUUUUUUUCUCUACAUUCCUAAACUUGCCAGUGUAAAUGUAAUUAUUUAUAUAAAUGUCAGAAACAGCAUUUACUAUCCAAUAUCCAAAAAUAAUAAGCAAUUUUCUCUUGACUAUUCAGUAUAUGACAUUCUACCUGUGCUAGCUGAUUCAGAUUGCACAGAACACCUUUCCUUAGCUGACGAAAGAUAAGUAUUCAAUUAUUUUUUUUUCAUUAUUAAUACUAAUAUUUAUUACUUUAAAAGUUUCACCCAUGAAUAUAUUUGAAUAUUAGCCUCCUAUUUUCUUUAUACUUCAGUAUUCCUGUCAGUAAAUCAUUUGGUGGAAAUGAGGGCAAAUGCAUAUGGAUACCAAAUACCACAGCAAAAAGAGAAGUUUUAAAACUUAAAUGAAUAUUUAUUUUAAAAUCAUUGCAGUAUGUGCUUUAAUCCUAGUACUGUGAUAAUAGCUCGCUAAAUAAAGCUGAGUCACUGGACUUGAGGGGAAAAAUAUGUCAGAUUUAGGAUAAUACAUGGUCUAUCUUUGGAACUUUAUUCAGGUACUAAAUAGAAUUGUAACAUCAAAAUAGAAGCUGUAUUCUACCUUUUGCAUAUGUAAUGUUGCUGGUUAACUCUUUUUUUCCUUGCCUUUAUCACUGGUAGAAUAUAGCAAUAACUUUGUAGCAAUAAGUAGGCUAUCCAAAAAAGACACAAAACAUGAUAAAGGCUUCAGAUCAAUACACGUAGAUUAAUUUCUUCUGCCACAAUAUUCACUUGUAUGUCUUCCCUCAUAAUCUUAUUACUUGUUCAAGCUGAAUUUCACCCUCAAGUUCUUCAACUUGACAUGUGGCAUCACACCUUUCUGUUAACAUCUGCAUGUUUUUGGUGUUCAUGUGUCCUUUGUAUACUUGUUUUCCUGUAAGUCAGUGUUUCUCAAGGUUUCUGAAAGCACAGUCCCUCUGGGCUCUAUUUCUUCAUGGGGCCCCGUGUUGGAAUUAACUUUUUUUGGGCAGGGAGUGCAAACUAGCUGUAAUUACUGGUGGCAUUUCCUAGCUGGAGGAACUGAAUGGCUGCUAGUACUUACCAUCACGGUUACUGCAAAUGCUUGGUGCUUGCAGGCAACAGCCAGCUCCUUCAGGCUGGGGGGGGGCUGAGCUGCAUCCAGCCAGUAAGAUGAAUUCCACUUGUCUGCAGCCAGCACCACCACAGGCUCUGCGCUGGAGAACGGAGCUGCUGCACUUCACCUAGAGCCGAGCUACACUUGCCUGACACAGUGUUUUGAUAAUAAUCUAAGCACUUUGGCAACUUUCAAAUGGUUGUGACUUUCGGUUUGAGAAACACUACCCUAAAUUACCCCACAAAGUCUUAAUGUAGAUGCACAAACUUUACAGGAACUUGCAAUCUGUAAUGCUAUCUAUAUCUAAUGCAGAGAAUUCAUAAGCAAUACAGUGAAUUUUAUUUCACAAAAAGGCAUACGUACUGUACACCUUUCUAAAUCCAAAAUGUUCCUCAUUUCUACAUUGAUUUAGAAACAAGCUACAUAACAGUGGUGAAUAUUUGAACUAUUAGGACAUUAACUGGCUGCUUCUUUAUAUGUACCUGUAUUGUCUGCCUGCUCCUUUUCUGGAGACCUGUUUUUGUAUUGGAUGUUUGGGCCAGUGGGAGGCUUCAAGCUACAAUGUAUUUUCCCAGAAUAAAUAUAUUUAACGUAUGACAAACCCCAGACAAGGCUUUUUAAAAUGUAUAAAGAACUGCAGUGUUAGGUGGUUUCUUUGCAAACUGUUUUCAAUGUUGUCCAUUUUUAUGGCACCUUUAACAAUAGUCUUGUUUCCAAAGUACAAAAAAAAAAAAGGUUAAAAAUACUCUAGCCAUAACUGAAUGUCAAGCAAUAAAAACAAAUGACUUUUUGUGCAUAGAUUUAAAAAAAAAUACAAGUUUUAGACAUCUGCAUGUAAAUGCAAUCUCUUGUUUACUGCUUUCUUAAACUUGAGCAAUUGAUUCCUUAUUUUACUACUAAUUUAAGGACUUGUAAUGGCCUGUAAACAUUUUAUCUUGCUCUAUUCUUUCAACUCUAACUUCGUCCCUGCUUUGAAGUCAUAAUAUUUAAUGUUGUUCUGCUCACCUCUAUACAGUUAACUUUUUGCUUUCAUUCUGUAUAGAUAAAGUUAUACUAUAAACAGCCUACACAGUGCAAAUAUUUAUCUGUUUAUCAAAUACCACAUUAUGCUGUAUAAUAUCUGUUUUACUAUAUAAUCUAUUUUAGACAUAGCUGUUUAGAACUAGAGUGUGCUAUUUUUGUGUUUUUCUGAUGUGUGGUGCUAGAUAAGUUACUUUUGUGAACAAAAGCAAACAAACCCCUUUUAUUCCUAGACAAUACCACCUUUGGGUCUUGUUAAUUUCACUGAGUAUAACUAUAUAUAAAUAUAUAUAUUUGUGUAUAUAUAUAUAUACACCAACAUAUGCCCAACAAGUACCUGUAUCAGAGUACAAGAUUUGGGACAUGGUUUUCUCUUUAAAUGCAUAGUGUCAUUAUAUAAAUUAUUCUAUAGUAUAUUUAAUAAGGAGAAAAUUACUUCACUGGUACAGAUACUUGAUAUCAAAUGUAGAAUUUUUUUCUACAUUAUUAACAUUAUUAAUUAUUGUUAUUAAAAAUGUUCUGUCCAGCUUGUUAUCCUUUUGAUUACUAAAACAGUCUGCCUGUAUUGUAUCAGAAAAAAAGAAAAACAUCUAAUCUGCCAGUAUAAAGUAACUUCAAUAUGUUGUCUGUCUGAAAGGGAGGUAGUUAUUUGGCUUUCGGGGAGAAUUCUAUCCUGUCAUUGCAUCUGGUAUUUAUAGAUGUUAUUCUGCUGGGUGCCUUCCUCCCUCUUCACUUUAAAUAGGAUCUGUACACACUCAAAUGCGGAUGUUACUAGGCCGUGCUGACACACUUAACUCCAGUUACUGUAAAUAGGAAUGUUCUGUACAUCUUCCAUCAUAGAUGGAUGGCUAAAUUCAGUCCUUGGAUAUACUUUCUAAACCAUGCAUACACAUCCCAGGACAGCCAUUAGCACCUAAAGCUAAUUAAGAAGUGGAAUUUGCAAUGUUUUGUCAGGUCUGGGGGUUUUGUUUUUAUUUUUUAUGUAUACCUUAAUUUACGUAGUCAUGUACCCUUAAAAGUACUCCUGUCCCCUGUUCCUUUCAUUCUAAGAUAUUGUUUUCAUGUUAAUUCUUAAAAACUCAUGGAUAUCAAAUAUCUAACUAUGGAGGUAAUUAACCUUUUAAAUAUUUAUUAGAUUUUUUUCUGUAAUAUUACUGAAUUUAUAAGAUCUUUAGCAAAGAUUUUUGAGCAAUUUAUUAAAUACAAUGUUUCUGUUUACUGCACUUUUUGAUAAUAGAAGGUAGUGAAUUUUAAAGCCAUGGUUCUUGGCUUCCAUGCACUGCUUUUAUACCCUCAAUC